AUGUGUGUCAUCUGCUUUGUGAAGGCACUGGUACAUGUGUUCAAGAUCUACUUGACAGCAAACUACACCUACAACUUCCGCAGCUGGCCAGUAGACUUCCGCUGGGAUGACGUGAGAGCCACAGGAGCAGGUGGCAGUGGUCACCGUGCACUGACAUGUGCAGCAGCCGCAGCAGGAGUGUGGCUACUGCAUGAUGCUGCGUUGGGUGGGGAUGUGCUUGGGAGGCCACGCAGGGCUCGUAGCCAGGUUCAGUGCCUCCUGCAACAGAUCCGAGAACUGCCUAGCCAGCUUGCCAGCUAUGCACUAGCCCACUCGCUGGGCCGCUGGCUUGUGUAUCCUGGCUCCAUGUUCCUGAUGACACGUGCCCUUCUGCCUCUGUUGCAGCAGGGCCAAGAGCGCCUCGUGGAACGCUAUCAUGGGCGUCGCGCCAAGCUGGUGGCCUGUGAUGGCAAUGAGAUCGACACCAUGUUCAUGGAUCGCCGCCAGCACCCAGGCAGCAAUGGCCGUGGCCUGCGCCUGGUUAUCUGCUGUGAAGGCAAUGCUGGAUUUUAUGAGAUGGGUUGCCUAUCUGCGCCACUGGAGGCUGGCUACUCGGUGCUAGGAUGGAACCACCCAGGCUUUGGGGGCAGCACAGGUGCACCAUUCCCUCAACACGAUGCCAAUGCAAUGGAUGUAGUGGUCAAGUAUGCACUGCACCGUCUACACUUCCCCCCAGAGCAUGUGGUGAUUUAUGGUUGGUCUAUCGGUGGCUUCACAGCAACCUGGGCCACCAUGACUUAUCCAGAGCUGGGUGCACUAGUGUUGGAUGCCACCUUUGAUGACCUCGUGCCACUUGCACUGAAGGUAAUGCCCCACAGUUGGAAAGGGCUGGUGGUACGCACUGUACGGGAGCACUUCAACCUCAAUGUUGCUGAGCAGCUGUGUUGCUACCCAGGGCCAGUACUGCUGCUCCGUCGCACACAGGAUGAUGUGGUCAGUACCUCAAGCCAUCUGCCCACCCUGCCAUCCCAAGACAUGGAGGGUGAUGUGGAGGGCAACCGUGGCAACGAGCUGCUGCUGCGCCUGCUGCAGCAUCGAUACCCAUCUGUGAUGGCCUGUGAGGGCCGUACAGUAGUGACACGCUGGCUACGCACCAGCAGCCUGGCUCAAGAGGCUGCUUUUUAUGCCCGCUACCGUGUGGAUGAUGAGUGGUGCGUGGCAAUGCUGCGUUCUUAUCGUGAACGCUGCCAGAAGGAAUUGGUGGAAACUAGGGCCUGGGGUCCACAUGGACCUACUUUUCCCUGGCUUGUGGGCCAAGGCUUGAGCUUGAGGCGUCGCCGACAACUUGCACUCUUCUUGGCUCGCCGACACCUCAAGAAUCUGGAGGCAACACACUGCAGCCCACUGGAGCCAGAGGACUUCCAGUUGCCCUGGGGAUUAUAG
Molecule: messenger RNA, 1422 nt
Organism: Jaculus jaculus (lesser Egyptian jerboa)
Lineage: Eukaryota; Metazoa; Chordata; Mammalia; Rodentia; Dipodidae
Gene: Abhd16b
Product: abhydrolase domain containing 16B
Exons: 1
Coding region: 1-1422 (473 amino acids)
Biological process (GO): monoacylglycerol catabolic process; phosphatidylserine catabolic process
Cellular component (GO): endomembrane system
Molecular function (GO): monoacylglycerol lipase activity; glycerophospholipase activity
Source: RefSeq, a predicted model, not a curated record